Callorhinchus milii (elephant shark) is the source of this 2467-nucleotide messenger RNA. Its product is annotated as mucin-2-like. NCBI's taxonomy places the organism in Eukaryota, Metazoa, Chordata, Chondrichthyes, Chimaeriformes, Callorhinchidae. The record is from RefSeq and is a predicted model, not a curated record. The transcript is spliced from 52 exons. Bases 168 to 2459 code for a protein of 763 amino acids.
CCCACCUCUGGAAUGUGGGCAGGUAAGUCAAAAAUUAACAAACACGUCACAAAAAAAAUCCAGUGAGAUUCUCAAGGUCAGAGGAAUGCAGCAAGGAACUCAGUAACAUAAAUUUGGUUCAUAACUUCAAAUAGGUUUGUCUAGACUGGAUUCAAGAUAAUAUUAACAUGGAAAAAAUAUUCCUGUGGAUUUAUCCCUUCCUUCUACUGUCCAUUAAGAGCUCCAUUCAUUCAUUGACAACAGAUUCAGCUUUACCUACUACCACAUCACCACCAACAACAGCAACAUCCACAGCUGGUCCUUCAACAUCUCUGUUGACAGAUUCAACUUUACCUGUUACAACAGCACCGCCAACUACAGAGUCAACUACGUUUGAAACAACAACACCAUUCCUAACCACAAAAACAACAGAUUCAACUGCACUGAACACAACAUUAUCACCAACAACAGCAACAUCCACAACUGUUCCUUCAACAUCUCUGUUGACAGAUUCAACUUUACCUGUUACAACAUCACCACCAACUACAGAUUCAACUCCAUUUGAAACAACAGCACCAAUCACAACCAUAGAAACAACAGCAACAUCCACAACUGGUCCUUCAACAUCUCUGUCGACAGAUUCAACUUUACCUGUUACAACAUCACCACCAACUACAGAUUCAACUCCAUUUGAAACAACAGUCCCAAUCACAACCAUAGGAACAACAGCAACAUCCACAACUGUUCCUUCAACAUCUCUGUCGACAGAUUCAACUCUACCUGUUACAACAUCACCACCAUCUACAGAUUCAACUCCAUUUGAAACAACAGCACCAAUCACAACCAUAGAAACAACAGCAACAUCCACAACUGUUCCUUCAACAUCUCGGUCAACAGAUUCAACUUUACCUGUUACAACAGCACCGCCAACUACAGAUUCAACUCCAUUUGAAACAACAGUACCAAUCACAACCACAGAAACAGCAACAUCCACAACUGGUCCUUCAACAUCUCUGUCGACAGAUUCUACUUUACCUGUUACAACAGCACCGCCAACUACAGAUUCAACUCCAUUUGAAACAACAGCACCAAUCACAACCAUAGAAACAACAGCAACAUCCACAACUGGUCCUUCAACAUCUCUGUCGACAGAUUCAACUUUACCUGUUACAACAUCACCACCAACUACAGAUUCAACUCUAUUUGAAACAGCAGUCCCAAUCACAACCAUAGAAACAACAGCAACAUCCACAACUGUUCCUUCAACAUCUCUGUCGACAGAUUCAACUGUACCUGUUACAACAUCACCACCAUCUACAGAUUCAACUCCAUUUGAAACAACAGCACCAAUCACAACCAUAGAAACAACAGCAACAUCCACAACUGGUCCUUCAACAUCUCUGUCGACAGAUUCUACUUUACCUGUUACAACAGCACCGCCAACUACAGAUUCAACUCCAUUUGAAACAACAGCACCAAUCACAACCAUAGAAACAACAGCAACAUCCACAACUGGUCCUUCAACAUCUCUGUCGACAGAUUCAACUCCAUUUGAAACAACAGCACCAAACACAACCAUAGAAACAACAGCAACAUCCACAACUGUUCCUUCAACAUCUCUGUCAACAGCAACAUCCACAACUGCUCCUUCAACAUCUCUGUCAACAGGUUUAACCACAUCUAACACACCAUUACCAUUAAUAACAGAUUCAACUUUACCUGUUAUAACAUCACCACCAACUACAGAUUCAACUCCAUUUGAAACAACAGCACCAAACACAACCACAGAAACAACAGUAACAUCCACAACUGUUCCUUCAACAUCUCUGUCAACAGAAUCAACUACGUUUGAAACAACAACACCAUUCAUAACCACAGAAACAACAGGUUUAACCACAUCUAACACACCAUCACCAUUAAUAACAGAUUCAACUCCGUUUCAAACAACAGCACCAAACACAACCACAGAAACAACAGCAACAUCCACAACUGUUCCUUCAACAUCUCUGUCAACAGAAUCAACUACGUUUGAAACAACAACACCAUUCAUAACCACAGAAACAACAGCAACAUCCACAACUGCUCCUUCAACAUCUCUGUCAACAGGUUUAACCACACCUAACACACCAUUACCAUUAAUAACAGAUUCAACUCCGUUUCAAACAACAGCACCAAACACAACCACAGAAACAACAGCAACAUCCACAACUGUUCCUUCAACAUCUCUGUCAACAGAAACAUUGACAACUCCUCCUUCAACAUCCCUGAUAACAGAUUCAACUACACGUAAUACAACAGCACCAUCAACAACAGCUUCAACUACACCUAAAACAACAUCACCAUCAGGAGUUCUUUUGACCAUUGGUGUAAGAUUUAAUUCUGCUCAGAAUCUUACGGAUCAAGACCUAUUGCAGGUGUAUAAAAUGAUAACAGAAAAACUGGGAAUAAUCUUACAACAAAAUAAUGGAAUAAACGUCUGAUAAGAAUC